UCUCUGUGGUCAAGCUCUUCCAUCCCUUCUGGGAGUAAUUUGGUCCUUAUUCCUCAUCUAAUUUUUUAAGUGCUUUCAAUUUUCAGCUGCUGUCCGUGCCAGUAGCUGAAAGGAAGAUGCUGGUGAGGACGUGUCCUGGAGCUGCCUCCUUUGGCCUCAUGUGAUUGGUGUCCCUCUACUAGGACAGCCACUGUGCUGGUCCCUUCAUGGCAGUUCCCUGAGCUCUGCUGCUCCUGCAUGAAACACCCUUUUUCUUUCUCAUGUCUAACUUUGCCAGCCACAGCCAGAGCUCCUCUUGUUCACCUCACUCCUGUGCUUUCCAAAACGCUGGCCCCAGAUUUCUGUAGUCAGGAUAAAAGUUCUUAAGCUCUUGAAUGGCAAGAACCAGCUUUUGGACAACCUGGAUCUUUUAUUUAACAAUACAGACUUUAGUUUUUUCCCUUUAAAGAUUGCCUUGGCAUUUUGGACCCCUACUCCCUGCUGAACCAGAGUUUUUGCAGCCAGUGCUAGUCCAGAAAAGCGAGAGUGCUGAGUGUGGUGGAUGCUGCUCUAGCUGGAGUUAUCCUGCAUGUGUGUACCUGGUGUUCAAGGGAUGCCGAGCAUGAUAUGUGCACGUGGAACUGAAAUGUCAGGGUUAGUCCCAGGGCAGGGAUGUCUCCUGUUGGGCGCUCACCUGUGUGAGGAGCCUGUGGAAGAGUCCCUUGCUUAGCAUUAAGUGAUACUGGGAAAAUAUGAUUGCUGUUUCGUACCUCCUUCAGCCUGAAAAUCACAACUUCUAAUUCUUAUUCUCUCUCUGCUGCUCUGUGACAGCAGCAGGCAGAUGCCCGUUUAAGACAGCCUCUUCUCCCGACAGACAAGAUGACUGACUUCUGCACAGAUCCUUAGUAGGAACAUCAUCCCGCUACUAUCCAGCAGAUACUAUUCAGUAGAGCUGCUGAAAGGACAAUGGCACUUAUUUACCUAUUUGAGAGCUUCCUCCUGCUAACGAGAGGCAGAGCAAGAGAAUUAUUCCUCCUUUCACCAUUUUGCAGAGGAAUUUUUUUAGCACUUGCUUAUUACGCUGGAGCAGAAGUGUCGAGUUUUGUAACCUUCAACUCCCUUGUGUGAAUAAUGUGUGCGAUUGCUGGUGAGAAAAUUCUAUGAAAUGCAGUUAAGUGUAUUGGUGAAGCGGCUUGGCAGAAGCCAAAGCUGGUCUGAAAUAGAGCUCUACUCUGAGCCAGCCAUUUAAGGAGAGCUGGAGGGACACUCUGCGUGUCCCAGGCUACUUCCCUUGUGCCCAGGAAGAGAAAGGUAUGUGGAAGACCAGAGAUUUGAGUCCCAUGUGUCUGUCUGUGUCCCAGCCAGCACAGAACUCGCUUCUUUGUCCAGGCCCUGAGGAUAUCCGCAAUGGUGGGGUUUUGCUGUACACAGGAGGAUGUUUAUCAGCGAUGCAGUUCAGCAGCACUUUGGCCCUGGAGGGAAUGGCUGAUGCUACUAAAGGAAAUGAGAGCAAAGUGCUGGUCUGGACUAAAGACUCUCAUGUUUCUUCAGCUGAUGGAAUCCGAGGCCCUUACGCUGUACGCAUUUUGGUUUGAUUCAUUUAUCAGAAGAUCAGUUCUACACAUUGGAAGUAAUCAAUUUGCAAAGGGCUUACGACCUAUAUCAUCAGUCACAGAUGGACUCUCAGUGAGAGUAAUGAGACUUACGACUCCCCUCCUGCUCUCCCACCGGGUCAUGGUCAUCCGUCAGGGGUUGUGGGGUGAACCCCGACACAUGGGGCUGCCCAGGCAGGUACGGUAUCUCCUGACACCAGCACACACCAGCCUGGUGAGUGUGCACUUCCAGUGGGGCAGUGGUGACAGAGAUAGAGCGAACAAGGGUGUAUGGUUCUCUUUCUUCCUGGUAAUUCCGUCCAGGUAACCCUGACCAAACUCACAGCAAAGGCACAGACAAAUACUUCAAAAGCUCAUUUUCUAUUACUAAUUAACUACUAGUUAAAUUCUGCAGGUUCUAACCGCACUUGGAAAAGCUGUCAGCCCCACAUAUAUAGGGUAGUUUGGGGAGGCUGUAGAUUUUUGAGCUGUUAACAUAUGAAACGCACCAGCCACUAACAGGGACAACAAAUUAAACUUAAGUUUAACAAUUAUUGCCAUUUGUGAAUGAAAACCAUCUUGAUCGCUCAUUCUUUAGAUUGAGACCACUGAUCAAUAGCUUUUGUCCGAAAAUGAUGCCUGUGGUUUACAUGCAGUUCUCAUAUUCUUGGCUAUAGUCCAAGUCAGGCAGACAUUUACCAUCAUCAAAUCCCUGUGCCCACAAUUCACUUUUAACAUGUAGAGUUAAAUAUUUGGGUAAAACCUAAGUGAAACCUUUGCAGUGUACAUUUUGUAUGGAAUUACUUCAGUAAAAUAUACUUCUUGUGAAAGGAUAUCCAAUGAAAUGCUGCAAUAUUUGUGUCCUACUUCGGGGCAGUUCGUGGGAAAUACCUUUUGAACUUCAGAAGAUCAAAUUUUAAUUGGUAGCUUGGGAAGAGUUGAGCAGGAUGCCAAUAGAGGAUCUGAUGAGGUGAUGUUUAUAAAGACAGGUUUCAACUUAUAGAAAAAACCUCUCUCAAAGACAGAAAAAUCAGCUUUUAUCAGACACAAAUUUUCUGGAGAGCAUCUGCAGAUAUUCAGAAAAUCUAUUUAUAAAACUAGGCUCAAGUGCUCUUUUUCAGAGAGCAGCUCUACAUUUCACAGUUCAGCAUGGCUGAAAUUCCUCCAGAAUGUUUAUUUUUGUUCGGCAUUUCCUUUAAUGAAACUUCCAAACCUCUUAUGAAACAAAUAUUUUGGAGGACAAAUGCUUACUAAGUAGUUGCAGGGUAGACAGCAAUUUCAAGUCCUUGCAUCGCAGGAAGAAGUAACACAGACAGUUACAGCUUCAUAUUUGGAGGGAAGAGAGCAAUUCCAAAGUCAGAGAGGACUACGCAGCACAUCAGUCAGUGGGAACUGCUUAGCUAAGGCUUGAAACACUGCACAGCAUCUUGCUCAUGUGGCUCUGUAGCCUCUGCAGUCAGCCUGUCUCCUUUCAUUACCUGGUUCCACGCCCUGCAAACCAGCCUGAUGUGGAGGAGAUUUGUAUUGCAGUAGCAACAUUCUUGGCAGACUUAUGACCUUUACUCAGUGGAACCAAUGGAAAACAAGUCUACCUGUGUCUUUUUAUUGACUGCAUUCCAUUAUCUUCACAGGUGCUUUCUUUCCUGGCUCUUUCUUUUAUCUUCCAUGGGCAAAAGGCACAUUUACUGGACAAUAGCUUCCACCUUGCUCUCUUAAUUUCCCAGAAAAUAUCACUACUACACUUUUUAAAGUUACUGGAGACCUGUCAGAUUCUUUAUCGCUCUUUACAACAAACUAUUUGUUGUUUCAGUAAGUGCAUCACGUAACUGUCUUCGUGCCGUGGCAUUUAUACCCACUCAUCUGCACAGGAUAUAUGAAUUUUUCAAACAGUCAGUGUGUUUCCCUACAUCCUUAUAGAAGCCUUAAAAAGAUUUAGACAUUUUCCAGUUGCUCAUCCAUUACAUUUUAAAAUUGGCUUUAAAUACAGUUUAGGAACUCAGUUAUAGAAUUACCAUUAAUUUUAUCUCGCUUACA
Messenger RNA from Cuculus canorus (common cuckoo), 3605 nucleotides. RefSeq lists its product as uncharacterized. The coding region runs from base 1387 to 1899 and encodes 170 amino acids. The record is from RefSeq and is a predicted model, not a curated record. NCBI's taxonomy places the organism in Eukaryota, Metazoa, Chordata, Aves, Cuculiformes, Cuculidae. The transcript has 5 exons.